AUGGAUGUCUACAACCAAACUACCGUCACAGAGUUCAUCCUCAUUGGGCUCUCUGACCUCCCGGAGGUGCGCUACCCUCUCUUUGUGGUGUUUGCUGCCAUUUAUCAGGUCACCUUGGUGGGAAAUGGGGCCAUUCUCCUUGCCAUUGGGGCUGAGAAAAAGCUACACACACCUAUGUAUUAUUUUUUGGCAAAUCUGUCCCUCUUAGACAUUUUCUGCCCAUCAGCUACUGUUCCCAAGAUGCUUCAGAACCUCCUGACUGAGAAGAAAAGCAUUUCUUUUCUUGGAUGUGCUUUACAGCUCUUUUUCCUAGUGGCUUUAGCCGGGACUGAAGUCUUCCUUCUCUCUGUCAUGGCUUAUGACCGGUAUGUGGCUAUAUGUUUCCCUCUUCGUUACACCCUCAUCAUGACAAAGGGGCGCUGUGUCCAGCUCACAGCCAGUACUUGGGCAGCAGGGUUUCUGAACUCUCUUCUGCACACAGUAUUUACAUUCUGUCUGUCUUUCUGUAAAUCUAAUCAGAUCAACCAGUAUUAUUGUGACAUUCCCCCAGUGGUAGCCUUGUCCUGCUCCUCCACAUAUGUGGCAGAAAUGCUUGUCUUAGUGGUAGGAGGUGUCUUAGGGAUCAGUGCCUUCCUGAUCACUGGAAUCUCUUAUAUCUACAUCAUAUCCACCAUCCUGAAGAUCAGAUCAGCAGAAGGGAAGCGUAAAGCCUUCUCCACAUGUGCUUCCCACCUCCUUGUGGUUUGUUUAUUCUAUGGUACAACAAUAUUUACCUACAUCCGUCCCUCCUCCAGUCACAAUUCACCAGCCAGAGACAGGCUCAUCUCAAUGCUAUAUGGGGUGAUUACACCAAUGCUAAACCCUAUAAUUUACAGCCUGAGAAACACAGAAGUAAAAGGAGCACUCAGAAAAUUUUUAUGUCUUAAGACAUGUUUACAGAAAGGAUGA
Orycteropus afer afer is the source of this 948-nucleotide messenger RNA. Its product is annotated as olfactory receptor 5V1-like. Gene Ontology annotation, biological process: G protein-coupled receptor signaling pathway. Bases 1 to 948 code for a protein of 315 amino acids. NCBI's taxonomy places the organism in Eukaryota, Metazoa, Chordata, Mammalia, Tubulidentata, Orycteropodidae. The transcript has a single exon. The record is from RefSeq and is a predicted model, not a curated record. Gene Ontology annotation, cellular component: membrane. Gene Ontology annotation, molecular function: G protein-coupled receptor activity; olfactory receptor activity.